CCAAAGGGCCCUGAUGGCUCUAGGGGGCCCGGUGCAGUGUUACCCCCCCGACCCGGGGCAUUGCCAGGCUCCUCAUCCCGGCCUGGUGCUCAUGUCCACCCCAUGCAGAGCUGGCCCUGCUUGCCUGCAUGGCUGUGCGUGUGUCCCCCUCGUGUGUCCGUGUCCAGCGGUGCUUGCCCCUCUCCCCAUGUGCACCCCUCUCUGCUGGGCCGUGCCAUCCCGCCGUGGGUCUUUCCUUGCAGCCCUACCCCACAGUCCAUCCUGAGAACCUUGCUCCAGCCCCUCUUCUCUCCAGGUUCUCCAGCCCCUCUUCUCUCCGCAGCCGCUGACCUGCCAGGAUGGUGGUGCUGGGGGGCUACUGUGAGGGCAACAGCUCCAUCGCCCACGCCUGGGUCCAGCAGGGCUUCCAGCCCUGCUUCUUCUUCACACUGGUGCCGGCCGUGCUGCUGAGCGUCUGCCUGCUGCUGGGCGCCCUGCAGUACGCCUGCUACGUCCGCUUCGGCCGCCCCAUGGAGCCCAAGUACAUCCCCCGCUCCCGCCUCUACCACAGCCAGGUCCUGCUGUCCCUGCUCCUGGCCCUGCAGCCCUUCGGGGGGCUGCUGUGGCAAGUGGGGGGCCUGGGACGGCUGUACGGGUACAUGUUGCUGCACGCCUGCCUCUGGGCCCUCAGCUGGGGCUGCGCCGUCGCCCUCCUGCAGCUGGAACACACGCGGGUGCUGACACAGGACCGGACACGGGGCCACGGCACCGUCCUCCUCCUCUUCUGGGCGCUGGCUUUCGCCGCCGAGAACCUGACCCUGGUGUGCUGGAGGAGCCCGCUGUGGUGGUGGGCGCUGGAGGACACCAACCAGAAGGUGCAGUUCGGCUUCUGGCUGCUAAGAUACAUCUGCACGUUCAUGCUCUUCAUCCUGGGCAUGAAGGCCCCGGGGCUGCCCCACAAGCCCUACAUGCUGCUGGUCAACGAGGAGGAGCGGGACGUGGAGAGCAGCCAGCUCCUGCCCGACUCUGGCAGGACCACCUCCACCUGGAAGGAUUUCCGGAGGAAGCUGCGGCUGCUGGUGCCCUACAUGUGGCCGAAGGGCAACCACCUGCUGCAGGGGCUGGUCCUGUUCUGCAUGGCACUCAUGGGGCUGGAGAGGGCCAUCAACGUCUUCGUCCCCAUCUACUACAAGAACAUUGUGAACGAGCUGACGGUGGGUGCUCCCUGGCACACCCUGGCCUGGACUGUCUGCACCUACGUGGGGCUGAAGUUCCUGCAGGGCGGAGGUGCUGGCUCCACCGGCUUCGUGAGCAACCUGCGCACCUUCCUGUGGGUGUGGGUGCAGCAGUUCACCAACCGGCAGGUCCAGGUCCAGCUCUUCGCCCACCUGCACGGGCUGUCCCUGCGCUGGCACCUGGGGCGUCGCACUGGCGAGGUCCUGCGCAGCGUGGACCGGGGCACCAGCAGCAUCAACAGCCUGCUCAGCUACAUCGUCUUCAGCAUUGUCCCCACCAUCGCGGACAUUGUCAUCGGCAUCGUUUACUUCACCUCGGUCUUCAGUGCCUGGUUUGGCCUCAUCAUCUUCGUGUGUAUGAGCCUCUACCUGACUCUGACCAUCUUUAUCACCGAGUGGAGGACCAAGUACCGGCGGGACAUGAACACGCGGGACAACGAGGCCAAGUCCCGGGCCGUGGACUCGCUCCUCAACUUCGAGACGGUGAAGUACUACAAUGCCGAGAGCUAUGAGGUGAACCGCUUUAACGAUGCCAUUGUCAAGUACCAGGUCUCGGAGUGGAAGGUGAGCGCCUCGCUGGGCCUCCUCAACCAAACCCAGAACCUGGUCAUCGGCCUGGGGCUGCUGGCGGGAUCCCUGCUCUGUGCCUACUUUGUCACCGAAAACAAGCUGCAGGUGGGGGACUUUGUCCUCUUUGGCACCUACAUCAUCCAGCUCUACACACCACUCAACUGGUUUGGGACUUACUACAGGAUGAUCCAGAACUCCUUUGUAGACAUGGAGAACAUGUUCGAGCUCUUCAAUGAGGAGCAGGAGGUGAAGGAUGUGGUGAACGCCGGUGACCUGCGCUUGGAGGCUGGGCGGAUCGAGUUUGAGAACGUGCACUUCAGCUACGUGGAUGGGAAGGAAAUCCUGCAGGACGUCUCCUUCUCUGUGAUGCCCGGGCAGACCCUGGCCCUGGUGGGACCUUCAGGCUCAGGGAAGAGCACCAUCAUCCGCCUGCUCUUCCGCUUCUACGACGUGCGGGGUGGCUGCAUCCGCAUCGACGGGCAGGACAUCUCCCAGGUGAAGCAGGCGUCGCUGCGCGCUCACAUCGGGGUGGUGCCCCAGGACACGGUGCUCUUCAACGACACCAUCGCCAACAACAUCCGCUACGGACGCAUCUUGGCCACUGACCAGGAGGUGCAGGAGGCAGCUCGGGCUGCUGACAUCCACGACCGCAUCCUUUCCUUCCCUGACGGAUACAACACCCAGGUGGGGGAGCGGGGGCUGAAGCUGAGCGGGGGGGAGAAGCAGCGCGUCGCCAUCGCACGCACCAUCCUGAAGGGUCCCCGCAUCAUCCUGCUGGACGAGGCCACGUCUGCCCUCGACACGGAGACCGAGAGGAACAUCCAGGCCUCCCUGGCCAAAGUCUGCGCCCACCGCACCACCAUCGUCGUUGCACACAGGCUCUCCACCGUGGUGGGGGCAGACCAGAUCCUGGUGCUCAAGGAUGGGCGCAUCGCGGAGCGAGGGAGGCACGAGGAGCUGCUUCAGAAGGGGGGUGUGUACGCUGGCAUGUGGCUGCAGCAGCAGGCUGGGGACGAGGGCGAGAGCAAGGAGCACCGCAGCGAGAAGCCCCUGGGCAGCAAGAAGGGUCCGUGAGCAUGGAUGGGAACUCUGCUGUGACACUGACCCGGGGCCCAGGACCCCACGCUGCCAGGGAGCCCUUCGCCGGCUGCGGGACAGGGCCACGCGUGCCCCAGGAGCUGCAGGGGCUGGGUUGGACACUCCAGUACGUUUGUACCCGUUUGUUUUGCUGUUGUGUAGUUUCUUAAACCAGGUCCUUCCCA
Molecule: messenger RNA, 3046 nt
Organism: Calidris pugnax (ruff)
Lineage: Eukaryota; Metazoa; Chordata; Aves; Charadriiformes; Scolopacidae
Gene: ABCB6
Product: ATP binding cassette subfamily B member 6 (Langereis blood group)
Exons: 19
Coding region: 339-2858 (839 amino acids)
Biological process (GO): heme transport; transmembrane transport
Cellular component (GO): membrane
Molecular function (GO): ATP hydrolysis activity; ABC-type heme transporter activity; heme binding
Source: RefSeq, a predicted model, not a curated record